AUGUCUACUGGAGAUGGAAAUUUUGCUGCAUUGCUGGUGUAUGUAGACGAUAUUGUGAUUGGUAGUACAUCUGAUCAGUUAGUUGACAACAUUAAAGAGUACUUAAGUACACAAUUCAAGUUAAAAGAUUUAGGUAUAGUUAAGUAUUUCUUGGGGUUGGAAAUUGCUAGAUCUCCUGAAAGAAUAUCUGUUUGUCAACGCAAGUAUGUUUUGGAUAUGCUUGAAGAAUAUAGUCUACUAGGUGCUAAACCAGUGUCAACCCCUAUGGAUUAUAAUUACAAGUUGCAGAAAUCCACUAAAGAUUACCGAUUGAAAGAUCUUACUAUUUACAGACAAUUGGUUGGAAAGUUAUUGUAUUUGACAUUUACAAGGCCAGAUGUUUGUUAUGCUGUUCAAGUGUUAUCUCAAUUUAUGGACAAACCUUCAAAUGAUCAUUUAGCUACAGCAUUCAGAGUUUUAAGAUACUUGAAAGGGGCACCAGGACAAGGACUUCUACUGCAUUCACAGUCAAACUUGCAAAUUCAAGCUUAUUCUGAUAGUGAUUGGGCAAGUUGUCCAAAUACUAGAAAAUCUGUCACUGGAUAUGCUUUAUUUCUUGAAAACUCAAUGGUUAGUUGGAAGGCUAAAAAGCAAUCUGUAGUUGCUAGAAGUUCAGUUGAGGCUGAAUAUCGUUCCAUGGCAACAACAUCUUGUGAGAUAAUAUGGUUGAAAUCCUUGUUGGCAGAGUUUGGAAUUUGUCAGACAAAUGCUAUUAAACUGUACUGUGACAAUCAAUUUGCCAUUUACAUUAGCAAGAAUCCUAUGUUUCAUUAA
Molecule: messenger RNA, 813 nt
Organism: Theobroma cacao (cacao)
Lineage: Eukaryota; Viridiplantae; Streptophyta; Magnoliopsida; Malvales; Malvaceae
Source: RefSeq, a predicted model, not a curated record